Molecule: messenger RNA, 2360 nt
Organism: Cuscuta europaea
Lineage: Eukaryota; Viridiplantae; Streptophyta; Magnoliopsida; Solanales; Convolvulaceae
Source: the annotation of a GenBank genome assembly
AGAACGCCGAAGUUGGGCACCGAAGCCCCAAAGUCCCUUUCAGAUUAAUUUUUCUUUGCCUUAAACCCUACAAAAGAACUCCGAAGUUGGGCAGCUUCAUCCUCUUCCUCCGGGCCAAGAGACGGUGGUGGUGGGACCGGAAGACCCUUUGACUACGCCCCAAUGUGAUGAUGAUACUCCAACUACGGUACAAUUUCAUCAUAGAAAAACAAACCGCAGUAAUAAUGAUAAGAAUAAGUCAACAAUCAACUGCGACAGCUAGUUGGAAAACGAGGUGCUCCUAUUCUUAAUCCUAUCCAGGUUUGAAAGUUCUAGGGUAAUCCAUUCAUUCAUUGAAAGAUAAUACCAACACUUAUCAGUUGCAGGAGUUAUUCUUGGCCUAAUUUCCAAGGAAACUUGUGGUAAAGAAGCAAACAAUGUCCUUAGUGAGAUCAUCCACGACAUAUGGAAGCCAUAAAAUGUAUUUGUCGAAUAGUCACGGUGACAACUCCUCCGGCUUAUCCAUAUUCAACUCAGACAAACAUGGAAUAACAUCAUAUGCAGCAUCCGAAUCUUGCAGCAGCGAAAGUUAUGAUGCAAACUACUUCUUUAGUUCCCCAUCCACGUCAUCUGAUAUUCUUGACCCACUGAAAUGCAAUAACUCCUUUCAGAUUAAUUUCAAUAGUUCAGAGUACAUAGCUAACCAAAGUCCCAUUCCACUAGACUUUGAUGAAGGUAAUGUGAAACUGAAGCUUCAAGAACUGGAAAGAGCACUUCUUGACGACAAUGGCGAUGAUGAUGAGUUUACUCGGACUAGUAUUGAAGUUGAGAGCUUGGUGCAAAAGGAAUCUCCUGAGGAAUCUUUAUCAUCAGAUUCUGAGGUCAGCAUCAUCAACAGCAGCAAUAGGGGGGACAAUAGACCAUUAAUAACUCCUAGGAAGAUGCUCUUCACUUGUGCUUAUGCGAUACAAGAGGGAAAUAUAGAAAAAGCGUCAGCGAUGAUAAAUGAGCUCAGGCAGAUGGUAUCCAUCCAGGGAGAACCUUCAGGAAGAAUUGCUGCCUACAUGGUAGAAGCUCUGGCAGCGCGUAUCGAUUCAUCCGGAAAAGGUCUCUACAAAGCCCUGAAAUGUAAAUCACCUCCUUCUAAUGACCGGCUUUCCGCCAUGCAAGUCCUCUUUGAGGUCUGCCCGUGCUUUAGAUUUGGGUUUAUGGCGGCAAACGGUGCAAUUCUGGAGGCAUUGGCUGGCGAAAGAAGAGUCCAUAUUAUAGACUUUGACAUCAACCAAGGAAGUCAGUACUACACAUUGUUGCAAACACUUGCCGGCAUGAGAAAGACGCCUCAUCUAAAGUUGACCGGGGUUGACCACCCUGAAUCAGUUCAGCGGGCCAAUGGCGGUCUCCGUCUUAUCGGACUGAGGCUUGAAAAGCUGGCUGAAGAUCUGAAUAUCCCAUUCGAGUUCCAGGCCGUGCCAUCCCAAUCAACAUUAGUCGCCCCCGCCACACUGGGCUGCCAGCCUGGCGAAGCAGUCAUAGUGAACUUUGCGUUUCAGCUACAUCACAUGCCAGAUGAGAGUGUGUCGAUGGUGAACGAGCGGGACCGGCUGUUGAGGAUGGUGAAGGGCUUGAACCCGAAGGUAGUGACUGUUGUCGAGCAAGAUGUGAACACGAAUACUUCCCCUUUUCUUCCCAGAUUUGCAGAGGCAUAUGACUAUUACUCUGCUGUAUUUGAAUCACUUGAUGCAACUCUUCCAAGGGACAGCCAGGAGAGGAUGAAUGUGGAAAGGCAUUGCCUGGCACGUGACAUUAUCAACAUCGUUGCAUGUGAAGGCGAGGAAAGAAUAGAGCGGUAUGAGGUGGCUGGGAAAUGGAGGGCCAGGAUGAUGAUGGCCGGGUUCAGGACAUGCCCUAUCAGCAGAAACGUAAAUGAUUCGAUUAGAAAGCUUAUUAAGCAGUACAGCGAGAGGUACAAGGUAAGGGAAGAUUCAGGGGCACUGCAUUUUGGAUGGGAAGACAAGAUCUUGAUUGUUUCUUCUGCAUGGAGGUAAAAGCACAUAACUUGUGUCUCCCAAAUGAAAAUAUCAUGUGAUCGGAAGCUACUAAUCCGUCUGACUUAACAAUUAAAAACGGAAUGCUGUGUAUGACUUUUAUAUGUACAUAUGUAACGUUGUUUGAGAUACUUGGUAUUUAGGUAAUGUUGUUGUGCUAAUUUAGUGUCUUUAGAAAAUGCUAGGAUAGCAAAAGGCUUACUUUUGUGAAAUUUUCCUUGUGCUGGUUGUGCUAUCUUAAUUCCCUUGUAAUUUAGGCUCCGUUCAAUUGGACUAGAAUUUUCUGGUCAUGUAUGGUUAAAGUUGUCAAUUUUAAGUCCUUUAUAGUUCAUUCUG